Messenger RNA from Dromiciops gliroides (monito del monte), 624 nucleotides. RefSeq names its product high mobility group box 4 (gene HMGB4). The transcript has a single exon. Bases 1 to 624 code for a protein of 207 amino acids. Gene Ontology annotation, molecular function: DNA binding, bending. NCBI's taxonomy places the organism in Eukaryota, Metazoa, Chordata, Mammalia, Microbiotheria, Microbiotheriidae. The record is from RefSeq and is a predicted model, not a curated record. Gene Ontology annotation, biological process: regulation of transcription by RNA polymerase II.
AUGGGCAAGGUUCAAGUUAAGCCCAAAGUGAAUUUGUCUUCAUACGUCCACUUUUUAUUAAACUGCAGAAACAAGCACAAGGAACAACAGCCAAAUGCUUACAUCAACUUCAAAGAAUUCUCCAAAAAGUGUUCAGAAAAGUGGAAGACAAUCUCUAAGCAUGAAAAGUCCAAGUAUGAAGCCAUAGCAAGACUGGACAAAGCACGCUACCAGAAAGAAAUGAAAAAUUAUGUUCCCCCAGUAGGAAUGAAGAAAAGGAAAAGAAGGAAGAAGGACCCCAAAGCUCCCAAGAGGCCACCCACAUCUUUUUUCCUCUUCAGUCGAGAGCACUACACAAAGAUCAAAAGUGACAAUCCACAAUGGUCCGUGGUGGAAGUGGCAAAGUUUCUGGGGGAGAUGUGGUCCAAAAAGUCAGAGCAGGACAAACAACCUUAUGAAGAGAAGGCAGCUAGACUGAGAGCCAAGUACCACCAAGAACUCAUGGCCUACCGGGUCAGUCAUGGUCAGGGAUGUUCAAGGAAGAAAGGACCAGGGACUUCUGGCCAGUGUCAGAACAGGAAGAAAUCCAAGUCAGACAAGAAUGAAGACUAUGCUGAAUCUGAUUCAGAAGGCGAGCUGGAUUAG